Larimichthys crocea (large yellow croaker) is the source of this 2711-nucleotide messenger RNA. RefSeq names its product EPS8 signaling adaptor L1a (gene eps8l1a). Gene Ontology annotation, biological process: positive regulation of ruffle assembly; Rho protein signal transduction; regulation of Rho protein signal transduction. Lineage: Eukaryota; Metazoa; Chordata; Actinopteri; Sciaenidae. Gene Ontology annotation, cellular component: ruffle membrane; plasma membrane; vesicle. The transcript is spliced from 14 exons. The record is from RefSeq and is a predicted model, not a curated record. Gene Ontology annotation, molecular function: actin binding. Bases 153 to 1760 code for a protein of 535 amino acids.
CAGAAAGGGAAGCCUGACUCGUUUUUCUAGUUUGUGCAUAUCUCAAGAAGGUGGGACGUCCUCGUGUACACAGCUAAGCUCAGUGCACAUACAACUCAGCACAAGGAUUGGUUUCUGUGACUUGGAUUUAAACGCUCAAACCACACUAAAAGAUGUCUUCACCACCUCAGGUGGUCCCUAGAAGGCAUUCAGGUGUCCGAGUCAUGAUAACUCCAGGAGAGCUGCUUCCUCCUGGAGGUCUGCCCAUCUACACAGGCUCUGGCAAAGAAAAUGGGACCAGUGGAAAGACAAAUCAUACAUCUCUAUUGGAUGCAGAGAGAGAAGUGGAAAUUCUGAACCACUGCUUUGACGAUGUAGAGCGAUUCAUGGCACGCUUACAGCAGACAGCUGAGGCCCAGAGUGUUCUCAACCAAAGAAAGAAGAAGAAGAGAAGCACAAAGAGCAAAAAGAAGGACAACCAAGAUGACGACUUGUUGACCUUGAAAGCUUACCCUCCAUCAGAAGAAGAGUUUGUGGACAUCUUCCAGAAAAUAAAGUACUGCCUCAGUCUGCUGGACCGGCUCAAGUCAGUCAUCACACAGCCUGACGCACCAGAGCUGCUGCAUCCUGUCUUUGUGCCUCUAGGACUGAUUGUGAAAACCACUGGAGGACCAGCGUUAGGUGCGUCUGUAGUCAGUCCUGCAAUGACCAGUGGUGCUGUUUCACUACUCAGCAAACAUCUGACUGAAGAGGAAAAGGGGCUGUGGACAUCAUUAGGGCCCAACUGGACUUCACCCUGUUCGCAACUUAGUGUGUCUGUUCCUGCGUACUCACCUGUCUUCCUGGAUGGGUGGCAGCCUCAGGCCUAUGAUUCAAAUGGCCAACCUAGAGAAGAUCCCAUCGAGUCACAGCACAAACAAGAUGCUUUCAGGGAAAGUAGGGCAGCACAUACUCCACAGGACCAAGCUCGACAGACAGCAGAGGGCCAUGGUGAAGGCACUGAAGUAGAAGGAAAUUGGCUUCCACCAGAGGGUGAGAGACUUUACUGCUGCAGUUAUGACUUUGUGGCUCGAAACAGCAGUGAGCUCUCUGUGCUACAAGGAGAAACACUAGAGGUAAUUGAGUCAUCAAAGCGAUGGUGGAAGUGUCGGAACCGCUUUGACCAGAUAGGAUUUGUUCCCCAUAAUAUCCUGGAGCCUUUGUCUGCUUUGAAUAACACGGGGAGAGACAGCCCAGUGGUACGCAGAGAGUCAAAGAAGGCCCUUUCCCCUCGGGCAAAGUACUUCUCAUAUGCUCCACCAAGCCCAGAUGCAACCAGUCCUAUAGCUACAAGCCCGUUGCGACCACAGAGCAUGGUUUUACCAUCUACAACAAUGCAGGGAGAAGACAGUGACCGGGUGCUGAUAAUGAAUGAUGAGCUUCUUCAGCGGCUGGCUGAGAAAAGAGGCUCAAUCCGUCCUCUGGUGGUUCCCCGCACAGCUGACACUUCUACUCCCCUGAACUACCAAUCACCACCUGCUGAGGUGGAGGCCUGGCUCACCACCAAAGGCUUCAGUCAGCAGACAGUUCAGAGUCUGGGCAUUUUAACAGGAGCGCAGCUUUUUUCCCUGAAUAAGGAGGAGCUCCGCACAGUGUCCCCAGACGAAGGUGCAAGAGUUUACAGCCAAAUUAUGGUGCAGAAGGCCCUUCUCGAGGACGUGCACAAAGCCACAGAACUAGAGAAAGCGAUGGAGAGGCAAAAGCUGAGGAUUGACGAGGAAUCAGAGCAUGAUAUUGUGUAACCGAUCUAACUGGAGAUAAAUAUAAUAUUGCAGCUGGAUUCACAGAGUGAUGUUGCAGAUUGACUCAAAUGCUGUUUUAUCUCUUGUGUGCCCCAGAUUAAUCAACAAAAGCAAGCUGUGUUAAAAGUAAAGCUCACUCAUUAAUACUAGUUACUAUUUUAGAUUUUACAUUGUAAGACAGAGGAGCUUUAAACUUCAGAUUCUCCCCAGAGUUUAAAGUUAUUCUGACCGUUUGGUGUUCAUUAAUAUGUUUUACAAUUUAAAUAUUUCUAUUUUUAUGUUAUCUUUCGUUGAGUCAAUAUCUGAAACAUAAACACAAAUGCAGUAAAAUCAACAUAAUAUAAUAUACUGAUUAUUAGUCUGAUGUAUUAACAACAACAAUGGACUGAAUCUGAUUUUUAGAGCUAUAAAAAGUACAUUGUGUUAUAAAUGUUUAUGACUCCACAGAACAGUCAGAUGUUUGACUGAUUUCGAGUUUUUAUUGCUUGCACAUCAGGCUGUAUUAAAACAAUGUUGAUUGCUACAGUCAGUUGUUUUAGACCAAAUACACACAAACUGGUGUUCUAAAUAUACAAUUUCAGUCCUGACUCCUUCUAUGAUGUUCUAUGGAGACUGAAAUGCUUUCUGAUUCAGUGUUCUUCAUUGUGAUUGUACAGCAUAUCAUGACGUAAUGUACAAUACAGAAACAUAAGAGAUACAUUGCUGUCAAUAUACUGGCUCGAAUAAAACAUUAUGUGUUAUUUUUGUAUCAUAUUAUUGUAUCAUGAGUUUACUUAUUAUAGAUCAAGACAAACAAUUUUAAAAAAUCCUGUGAAGGUUUUACAUUACAUUUAAUAAUUGAGUGUAAGAUAAGACUUUUGAACUGUAUGAAGAAUUAAAGAAGCAAGGAGGUAAAUCAUCAUCAUACAGAGCUUUGAAGUACAAGACUUCGGUACAUUUUCACACUGACAG